AUGCCCCGACUGACUCGAGCUCUGGAGAACAAGGCGUGGGCGACACGCACGCAACAAGAACAGCCCGAGUUAUUCACCACCCUAGCGACGGGCCAGCAGCCGGAGAUCCUGUGGAUCGGAUGCUCCGACUCGCGAUGCCCCGAGACCACCCUGUUGGGACUCAAACCGGGGGACGUGUUUGUGCACCGCAACAUCGCCAACGUGCUGCACCCGGGCGACCUCAGCUCGUCGGCGGUGAUCGAGUACGCCGUGCGUCAUCUGCGCGUCAACCACGUCGUCGUCUGCGGGCAUACAUGUUGUGGAGGGAUCGCCGCCGCCUUGGGCAAGAAACAGCUGGGCAUUCUCGACCCCUGGCUGCUCCCUGUGCGGAGGCUGCGCGAACAGAACCUCGCCUCCCUGCAGACAGCUGCCGACCCGGCCUUGACCCUGACCGAACUCAAUGUGCGCGACGGCGUGCGUACCCUCAAGGAGAAGAGCGUCGUGCUGGAAGCCAUGGAGGAGCGGGGGCUGCAGGUUCACGGACUCAUCUUUAAUGUCGCCAGCGGCAUGCUGCACGAACUCGAGACCGGAGAGAGCGGCGACGCCAUCAGGGCCCGGCUUACCAGUUUCAAGCUGGAACCGUAG
Penicilliopsis zonata CBS 506.65 is the source of this 624-nucleotide messenger RNA. RefSeq lists its product as hypothetical. Gene Ontology annotation, cellular component: cytoplasm. The transcript has 2 exons. Lineage: Eukaryota; Fungi; Ascomycota; Eurotiomycetes; Eurotiales; Aspergillaceae. Gene Ontology annotation, biological process: cellular response to carbon dioxide; cellular response to oxidative stress; carbon utilization. Gene Ontology annotation, molecular function: zinc ion binding; carbonate dehydratase activity. Bases 1 to 624 code for a protein of 207 amino acids. The record is from RefSeq and is a predicted model, not a curated record.